Molecule: messenger RNA, 1559 nt
Organism: Pleuronectes platessa (European plaice)
Lineage: Eukaryota; Metazoa; Chordata; Actinopteri; Pleuronectiformes; Pleuronectidae
Product: 60S ribosomal export protein NMD3-like
Exons: 4
Coding region: 869-1207 (112 amino acids)
Biological process (GO): ribosomal large subunit export from nucleus
Cellular component (GO): cytoplasm; nucleus
Molecular function (GO): ribosomal large subunit binding
Source: RefSeq, a predicted model, not a curated record
GCUACGGUGAAUCGAUAACGUCUUCUCGCAGAGUGUGCAUAUCACCUUGGUUUUAGUGAAUGUUCGAUCUUUGUUUAUUUGGAGCACGAUCUUCCCGUCCAGAAGGUCCUCAGGUUCAUCAGAAUUAUCCAUGUUGUUUGUUUGUUUGAAUGGCAGCUGCCGUCUGACUGCAUUAGAGCGGCGACUAGUGCAGAGGCGGCGGAAUUGGAAGGUCCUUCUGCGCAUGCGUUAAAUGUGUUUAAAAAAACAAAACAAAGGAUUAAUCCUGUAAUUUAAUCAUAGCGCGUUAACUCGUUAUUUUUCACAGCUCUAGUUAAAAGCAGAGGUUAAAUUUCCCUACCUGCAUGAGUGUGCCUGUGCAUGUCUGUGCUUGUGUUUGGGACAAAUAAAUGCAUCUUAAUCUUUGUGCCAUCAUUUGGAACCAGUCUGUGCAGUAGCUGUCAAGGUUUAGCUGAUAUUUGACCAAUCGCAGUUCCGUCUCAGCUCUCAAUCAUGAUCUUUCACCUAGUUUUAAAGCACUGAAUAACUAAUUAAAACCAAACUGACAAACGAGUGACAAUAACGACCUAAAAUGAUAGAAGCCAUCUUUGAGGGAAAUGUACUUGACUUUUUAGUUAAGUCCAUGUCCCAUCCACUCACAUGAUGGAGGUGUGGUUUAUGACCUUUACUGCAGACAGCCACCAGGGGCUUAUUGAGAUGCUUUGGCUUCACUAUUAGGGAAAAGUCAUGUCCAUGUUUAUGAACAGUCUAUGGUUGACAGUAAAGACAGAUCACAAGACGUGAGUUUGACACUUAACAGCACAUUUACUUCUAAUCCCUCAGGUUUGAUUUUGCGAACUCCAACGUGAAUGACGAGCACCUGAAUAAGAUGAACCCUCACCGCGUUCCUGAUGUGGUGCUGAUCAAGAAGAGCUACGACCGCAGCAGGAGGGUGAAGCGCAGGAACUGGAAACUGGAGGAGAUGCCCAGAGACCGUGAAGACAACAACACAGAUGAUGAGAGACAAUACCAGGACUUCCUCGAGGAUCUGGAGGAGGACGAGGCUCUGAGGAAGAAUGUCAACAUCUACAAAGAUGCGUCAAAGAUCCCUGUGGAGAGCGACGCCGAGGAUGAAGGAGCGCCACGUAUUUCCCUGACGGAGAUGCUGGAGGAGCUCACCCUAUCAGACGCCACAGGAGGAGAUGGCACAGACAUGAUGAAAGAAUAACCAGUCGCCAUCAGUGUGUCACUGAGGGCUCAUCUGUCAAACAAAUGUCCACUGAAGAGGACAUCAACAACAAAGCUAAUUCUGAACUGACACAACUGAUGAGGGAUUCAAACAAUCGACUGAGGCUUUUUGUUGAUUGAAAUGAAUCAUCACAGUUGAGUCAGUUAAAUGUGGAUAAUGUCCGUGCCACUAAGUAACAGAUAAGUUUCUUUUGAGAAACGGGACAUGCAGUUACUGGUCCUGCAAAUUUAAGAUUUUAAGUAAUUUCUCUACUUCUCUUCUCCUUUUGUGGUGUAUAAUCUUUGAAGUGAAGUAUAAAUGGAGUGACUAUAGUAAACUCUAUCCAAAUAAG